UCAACAGGCAGGGCGCGGCUACUCCGUGCCUCUAGCCCGAGUGACUCGGGUUUGUUGCCUGCCUGGCUUCCUCCCGAUUCAGCCAGAACAAGUCUGGAAUGUGUUGUACCCACUAGAUCUAAAGAGCAAAAUAGGUUCAGUGUGAGGAGUGCAAGUGCGUUGCAGCGUUGCAGCAACGACCACCGGGAUACCAAGCACGCGCUGCUGCCAAACCAAGACACACCGUUUACAAGUGACGUCUUUUCUACGGGCUGGCCCGCACGAUGCCCGCGACAAGCACCAUCCCGCUCGAUGACUUGCCGGGAGCGCCGGAACAUGCCGAUGCCCUGUUCGCCUUUUCUGUGCACGGCUUGGGAGGUUCGAAGAUCGCAGCGAACAAGAGCCUGAGGGGCAUGAUGGCUUCCGAAGUCUCGCCGCCGCAGCAGCAGCAGCAGCAGCAGCAGAAGGAGGCGCCCAAGAAGGGCUGGCUCUCCUCCCUCAACACCGCCGUGGUCGGCGAAAGACAAGAGGUUGUCACACUGAUGUUGACUGUCUCAGCGAGCGAGGAAACAUCAACAACGCCGGCCCCCGGAGGCGGGGGUAUGCCAGGGAUGCCCGCCCCGCCCGCCCUUGCUCGCCGGUCGACGGGAGACCGGCCUCCCUCCGGAGUGCCGGCGAGAUCGGCGAUGCUGCUCGCCGGCGGCAGACCUACCACCCCCACCGUUUUUUACCAGUCGGAGCACAGGACCUUCGGGCAGCAACCCGUGUCGCCCGCCGCCGUUAGCCGAUCGACAUCCCCGUUAGGGUUUCCAGACGGCGGAGGGGAGGGUAGGAUGGAGGGAGGAAAGCAGCGGCCGAUGACCAUGUCGGAGGAGGGGAUUGUGCAUUUUUCGAUCCCCGCGAGGGUUCCAGGGAAUAGGAGUCCUGGGACGAACGGAGGCGGGGACGGGGAGGGGGAAGAAGAAACGACGGCUGUUUUUGUGGUGGAGCUGUGGCAGGUCGUCAACCGUUCUCGUCGGGCCCUGUGGGGAUCGCUAACACUGACCUGGGAUAACCUGAUGGCCGUGCCAGCGAGCCCACGAAAGUGCGGCGUGUUUAGCGGGCUUCAGUCCGAGCGGUACCCAUCAGCCUUCCUUGCGGUCAGGCGGGUUUGUCCGCCGCUCCCGCGGCCCCUGUCCAUGUCCCCGAGGGGAGUCUCCAACCCGGCCGUCGAGAAGUUCAACCCCAUGGUCACCUUCUUUACUGCCAUCAGACAGCUCGUUAACGGCGUCCGCGGAGGAGUGGGAGCUGGUGGUGUGCCAGGAGCUUGCUGUGGAGGGAAUGUAUACCUUCAAGGCGAGUGCAUCCCGCUGCAGUUCCUUUUCCCGGUGCACAACUCCGUCAAGCACGCAGCCCUGGCGUGGCGCGCAAGGGCAAGGAAGGAGCGAAACCGGCAGGGUCUCUUCUCGACAGACGAGGAGGCGUUCGCCCACGGCAUGGUCGUGGUCCACGUGAGCGUCUCCAGGGCUAGGGGGCUGGGUCCCAUCGCGGCUGCGGCCGCGGCUGCCGCUGCCACCGCCGGGGCACCGCAGAGUGCGCAGCUGGUGGGGGGUGGGGCUGAUGCUGGUGGUAGGGCAACGUCUAACAACCAGGGGCAGUCGUCUCUCGUAAGGAAGGCGUCUUUUGGGGCCCGAGGAGGAAGAGGGGGGUUACCGGCGACUGGCGGGGGCAGGGGGGGUCUGGGGGGCCUGGGAAUCGAGGGGGCCAAGGUGUCUUCCUCAAUGAAGGCGUUCGGGGGAAGGAUGAAGGGGAUGGGGGUCAAGGCGGUGGCGAUGGCGAGGAUAGCGUCGCAGGCGAGCCCGGCGGCGCACCUAAGGCUCGGCGCUGUCUCCUCCGAGGAGAAGAUUCUUCGACAGGUGGUGUGA
This is a messenger RNA of Ectocarpus sp. CCAP 1310/34, 1883 nucleotides long. NCBI's taxonomy places the organism in Eukaryota, Phaeophyceae, Ectocarpales, Ectocarpaceae. The record is from the annotation of a GenBank genome assembly.